UGUCAAGGCACUUGAUAGCUUCAGAUUGAAAAGGGUAAAGUGAUGGGGGAGUCUUUGGAGCAUAACCCUGCUCCCGGUAGGAGACAUCAUGUAGACAGGCCAGGCGGUCGUAGUAGGCAGCCGAAUCAUUGUCUUUUCUCCGUUGGAGCAGCGGAGAAGAGUCGGCGAAUGGGCCUUCGGCCGACUUCCUCUUCGAAGAACCCAUUAAUUAAAAUUAAAUAGUAAUUGCCUCCGUCAAGUCGAGAACCAAGUGGCGUAGCUCUUUCGCGCUAAGACGAGACGGGACGGGACGGCUGCCGGAGGAAGCGAGAAAAAAGGGCCAGCAGGUGAGUUUCCGAUUGAGUUGAGAUUGGAAGGAGAAAAGCAGCAGCGACUCUGUAACCCUAGUAGCAGGGUAACAAAAGCAGGAGGAACUGACGAAUGAACCUCUCUCUACAAUUGCAAUUUCAAUUUGCAAGAAAGAAAAUAACUCAAA
Rubroshorea leprosula is the source of this 475-nucleotide messenger RNA. The record is from the annotation of a GenBank genome assembly. NCBI's taxonomy places the organism in Eukaryota, Viridiplantae, Streptophyta, Magnoliopsida, Malvales, Dipterocarpaceae.